Messenger RNA from Cucumis sativus (cucumber), 2296 nucleotides. RefSeq names its product pentatricopeptide repeat-containing protein At1g08070, chloroplastic. The record is from RefSeq and is a predicted model, not a curated record. The coding region runs from base 490 to 2205 and encodes 571 amino acids. The transcript has 2 exons. Lineage: Eukaryota; Viridiplantae; Streptophyta; Magnoliopsida; Cucurbitales; Cucurbitaceae. Gene Ontology annotation, biological process: RNA modification. Gene Ontology annotation, molecular function: RNA binding; protein binding.
AUACCUCUUGUUCUCAAGGCAUCCACAUGAAUUGCUGCCCUGUGGCUAGAGCGUGAUUAACGGUUCGACAGAUCUCGGUCUGGCGGCUGUGGAGGAUCGUUCUUGGCAGGCUUCCAACCUGCUGGGAUGGCCACAAGGCGGUCUGACAGACUUCACACUUCUUUUUUGCUCCUCGAGAUGGGAAAGACUUGGAUAUAUUUGGUUUCUAAGAAAAUUUGAGGUUAAUUCUUAAAGAUGUUUUCUCUGCAUUUUUUGUGUUCCUUUGAAUGGGGUUUGAAUUUCUGCUGCUACGGCAUGUUGUUGGUGUGAAGAGAUGUGGCAUAGGAGAUUUUACUUAGAUGGAUGGUUAUUUGGUUUUUGCUCCUAAAGUGUUUGAUGAAACGUCUCCAAAACAAAUUCUGAGUUGCUUUUGUUCUUCUAGUAAUAGAUCAAAAUAGUAGGAACCAUUCACAUCCAACAACGUUACAACAGCCAUAUCCAUAUCUGUGUAUGAAUUCCCUGCAACUCCAUCUUUUUUCUCACUCCCUCAAUUCCUGCAAAUCCAUAUCUCACCUCAAGCAAAUCCAUGGCGUCGCCAUUAAAACACCCUCUCUCUCUCUCCCCAAUCUCAUUCCCAAGCUCAUCUUUCUCUCCUCCUCCUCCUCCUCCUCCUCCCCUGACCUUUUCUACAUUCGCUCCAUCCUUCUUACUCACUCCCAUGAUGCUCAAUUCUGUCUCAGUCUCUGCAACGCUAUCAUCCGCAGCAUUUCUCGCAACUCCAUCAAUCUCUCGCCCAUGGAGUUCUUGAACGAAAUGCUUGUCGUCGGCCUCGAACCAGAUGGAUUCACAAUACCUCUUGUUCUCAAGGCAUUGGCUCUGAUUCAAGGGAUUAGAGAAGGCCAACAGAUUCACGCUCGUUCAAUCAAGACUGGAAUGGUGGGGUUCAAUGUUUAUGUGAGUAAUACACUGAUGAGACUUUAUUCCGUCUGUGGCUCUAUCCACGAUGUCCAGAAGGUGUUCGACGAAUGUCCUCACCGCGACUUGGUGUCUUGGACUACACUCAUUCAAGCGUUUACGAAGGCCGGGCUAUACAGCAGAGCAGUAGAAGCUUUUAUGGAAAUGUGUGAUUUGAGGCUAAGAGCUGAUGGGCGGACUCUCGUGGUUGUCCUCUCUGCUUGCUCCAACUUGGGAGACCUGAAUUUGGGUCAAAAGGUACAUUCCUAUAUCCGCCAUUACAUUGACAUGAAAGCAGAUGUAUUUGUUGGUAAUGCUCUGUUAGAUAUGUACCUGAAAUGUGAUGAUUUGAACUCUGCUUACAAAGUGUUCGACGAAAUGCCUGUGAAAAACGUUGUUACAUGGAAUGCUAUGAUUUCGGGAUUGGCUUACCAAGGUCGGUACAGGGAAGCUCUAGAUACGUUCCGUAUGAUGCAAGACAAAGGGGUCAAGCCAGAUGAAGUGACCUUAGUGGGGGUUUUGAAUUCUUGUGCAAACCUUGGAGUCCUUGAAAUAGAUGAAGCUUUUAGGGUGUUCGAGAGCAUGAAAAGAAGGGAUGUUUAUUCAUACACUGCCAUGAUAUUUGGUUUAGCCUUGCAUGGUGAAGCAAACUGGGCAUUCCAGGUCUUCUCCGAGAUGUUUCGAGUUGGUAUCGAGCCAAACGAAGUAACAUUUUUAGGUCUUCUUAUGGCUUGUAGCCAUGGCGGAUUGGUUGCUGAAGGGAAGAAGUACUUUUUUCAGAUGUCAGAUAAAUAUAAGCUUAGACCUCAAGCAGAACAUUACGGUUGCAUGAUUGACCUUCUUGGUCGUGCAGGGUUAGUGAAGGAAGCAGAAGAGAUUAUUCACAAAAUGGAAAUCAGGCCCGAUGUCUUCGCUUGUGGAGCGUUAUUAGGGGCAUGCAGGAUUCAUGGAAAUGUCGAUAUUGGUGAAAGUGUGAUGCAAAAGUUGACGGAGUUAGAUCCGGAUGAAGAAGGUACGUACAUUCUUAUGACGAAUUUAUAUUCUUCUGUUCAUAGAUGGAAAGAUGCAUUGAAAAUAAGAAAGACAAUGAAAAAUAAGAAGAUGAGAAAGACCCCUGGAUGUAGUUUGAUUGAAGUUGAUGGUGUCGUUCAUGAAUUUCGAAAAGGAGACAAAUCACAUCCAAGGAGCAAAGUUAUAUACUUAGUAUUGGAAGGAAUUGCUACUCAUUUAAAGAGCUAUGGGAUAGAGGAACAUAGUACAUUUUGUAUAUAAGUUUUCCUUUCCCUACCAACUAAAAUAAAAAAGCUUACAACUUAAACUUAUCAGGGCAAAACUUAAACUAAUCAAAGUAGCUUUGUUUGCA